Hypomesus transpacificus is the source of this 1383-nucleotide messenger RNA. It is a transcript of the gene map10, whose product is annotated as microtubule associated protein 10. Gene Ontology annotation, molecular function: microtubule binding. The transcript has a single exon. NCBI's taxonomy places the organism in Eukaryota, Metazoa, Chordata, Actinopteri, Osmeriformes, Osmeridae. Gene Ontology annotation, biological process: mitotic spindle midzone assembly; positive regulation of cytokinesis; cytoplasmic microtubule organization. The record is from RefSeq and is a predicted model, not a curated record. Gene Ontology annotation, cellular component: mitotic spindle midzone; centrosome; cytoplasmic microtubule. The coding region runs from base 278 to 1135 and encodes 285 amino acids.
CCUAACGACAAAACAUCACGCUCGUGGAUUACAGUAGCCGAAUUGUUGUGCCUAGCUAGUCCUAGCUAAACAUAAAAUAUAUGUCUAAGAUUGUGUUACUACGUACUACUUCUGGGCCGUGACUAUCCAAUAUAGUGCGCUGUAAGAAAAAAGAGGACAAGAAGAUUUAUUUAUUUGCUUGUUGGCUAAAUGUUGCAGUAACUAGCUCUUGUUACUUUUAACUAGGCUAAUUACUACUGUAGUCUAGACUAAUCCAACCAAGCCUUAUUCUGUCAAAAUGUCUAAACAACUACGGGAUUACAACGACGAGACGCUAUUUUCUUUCGAGCUCUUUGUGAAGUAUAUCCGCGUUGACAAACUAAAAUCAUGGAAAGGUUCGGAAGAACUCGCUCUCGGAGUUCGUCUACUGGAUUUCCCAACGUUGCUCAUAUACCAGCCAGAUUCUGCUAUGUUGCACGAGCCAGAUCGUGAUGAAUAUGCAAAGAAGAAUGAGCUUUGUCGUUAUCAAUUUGAGACAUUUGAAUACGCUUUUAACAAAGGCAAGUCAUGUUUGUUCAAAAUAAAUCUGGACUCACUCCACACCCAUCUUUCCAAUACUCCACUAUACGCUAUGGUGCUGGAUAUGUCAGACGAAAUUCCAAAAUUAAUGGGGACCUCCCAAAUCUCUCUGGCUAAACUGAUCAACCAAAUACGAUGUGAUGCAGAGGCCCAUGGUAUUUCCACUCCUUCUGCACAAGGAGAGAAAACCAUUGUAGGCAUAUUUAAUCUAAUGGGUCAAAAUAUUGGCUUUAUUUCCCUGGGUUACAAACUUAUAAGCUUGGGAUCUAGUUUAUUAACUCAUAUCCCAGAGAACAGGGUUCAUAAAGUUGGAUUAAUGACCCAGCCAGAUCUUAUGAAAAAUUUGAAAGUUCCUUGUGAGCAAAAUAAAUUGCACAGCAGCUCAGAUCACAGUUCACGCAACUCCGAUGACAAGCCCUCUAAUGAGCCGUCUCAGAAUAACCAAGUCAGUGAACAGCCAAAGGAAUCACUACUGUCAGAAGCAAAGCAGAGAAGCACCGUUUCAAUCUCCACCCAAACAGAGGAUGCUGAGAGGAAGCAGACAUCAGAAGUGGUUGGAUGUGGUUGGAUGUGGUGAAGAGCCAGCUGCACUGGGUCCUACACACCUCCACUGCUGCUCGGCACAACAACACAAAGGAAAUGAGACCGAUGAGUUGAAACUAUUUAACCUGGACCUUGAGUCUUUACUGACUGAGAGCCUUGACCCCAGCUCAGGGGACAAGACACCAGAGGUAGAGAUGGAAGGCCCAGAGUUUGACCCAACAGACAACAUGAAGACCAGCAGCCCAAGACACCAAACACAAGACACAGCGCCACCUGUCCUCU